Drosophila sechellia is the source of this 650-nucleotide messenger RNA. Its product is annotated as allergen Tha p 1. NCBI's taxonomy places the organism in Eukaryota, Metazoa, Arthropoda, Insecta, Diptera, Drosophilidae. The coding region runs from base 175 to 594 and encodes 139 amino acids. The record is from RefSeq and is a predicted model, not a curated record. The transcript has 2 exons.
UUCCAACAGAAGCAUAGAAUACCGAGCUAUCCAAUUUGAAGGAAGGCUAUCAUCAUAUACUGCAGAUUGCCAUGUACAUAGUACGUGGCAUCUCAUCAGAUAUUCGGAUUGUAAUCGCAGUGCUUAGCAAUCCUUACCCUUCCCGUGAUUUUGCCAAGACCAGCUCCUUUGCGCAUGCACGAAUAUCUGCGGGAUACAGAUACACAGUUUCUGCUCCACAUUCAGUUAUACUAUACCGUCUCGCGUUCAGAAAGGAUGCUACUUCUAAAUAAAAACCGAGUGCUUUCUUUGGUCGUUAAUUUUAUUUUUCUUAUCAUUCUCAUUUCAUCGAGUGUCCAAGCGGACGAGAGAAACAUUAACAAGCUGCUGAACAACCAGGUGGUGGUCAGCCGCCAGAUUAUGUGCAUCCUGGGCAAGAGCGAAUGCGACCAACUGGGCCUUCAACUCAAAGCUGCCCUGCCAGAAGUUAUAACCAGAAAAUGCAGGAACUGCUCCCCACAACAGGCGCAAAAAGCCCAAAAGCUGACCACAUUUCUGCAAACUAGAUACCCGGACGUAUGGGCCAUGCUUCUGAGGAAGUACGACAGUGCCUAAAUGGCAUCUAAAUGUUAUUCUCAUGCAUCGAAUAUAAUAAACUAGUCUCGACAUCA